Molecule: messenger RNA, 2176 nt
Organism: Schistocerca gregaria
Lineage: Eukaryota; Metazoa; Arthropoda; Insecta; Orthoptera; Acrididae
Product: 40S ribosomal protein S12, mitochondrial
Exons: 3
Coding region: 1512-1928 (138 amino acids)
Biological process (GO): translation
Cellular component (GO): ribosome; small ribosomal subunit
Molecular function (GO): structural constituent of ribosome
Source: RefSeq, a predicted model, not a curated record
GGCGAGUAGUAGAUUCGGGUUUGUGUCGUGUGAACACACCACAUUUGCAGCGAUCUUUUGCAUGUACAGAGUACAGACAUCUGCGCCGAUGUCUGCGCAGACAGAUCGUUGCGUGUGGACCGGGCUUAUUGUUUGUUUUGCAUCCAUUUCCUACGUAAUUUACGAAAUAUUUGAGUUUUUUUGCCUACAAGGAUUUGUGUAGUAUCAGAAGGCACAUAUAUUUCUAAAAAUGAUUCUAAAAUAAGUAUGGACAAAAACCAUGAAUCGAGUGGCUAACUACAACACAUUCGUGAAGAAACAUUCGUGAUGUUGAAUAGAAUUCUAGCUUACCUUGUAGAUAUCAAAAGAAUUUAAAAACACAUAUUCACACGUAAGAAGCACAGACAUAUGCCUCUACAUGCAAAAGCUAUCGGCAGCUCAUUUAUCGUUCGGUAGGCCUACUGUAUUUGUCAUUGUCGCCUGUUACCACAGGUACGACCUUUAUCUUUUGGAACAAGCAACUGCCAAAUAGUGGGUGAAAUAUUUGAAUAAUUUUCAAACAAUCUGUCAGUGAACAAGGUGCUAACAAAAUAAUGUCAUCCCACGAAAGAACCAAGGAAAAUUAAUUGACUAACAAGAGAAAUGAAUGAAAUACAUAGCAAACGUUGCACUUUUAUAAGACACGAAUAACUGCUCUUAAUCUCACCACUUCAUCGUCAGAGCAGGUCUGUGUUGACUAUCCACAAGAAUCUGGCACUGAUACGUAGAGAUCUGGACUGGCUCUUUCUGUCUCAUAGGACAGCUUUAGAUGGAUUGUCGAAUCAUUGUAGCAGUUCCCUCUUCAUUUUCAGUUGAGGUGGCUUAUUUGGGAUGUCAAACAGUGUGGGUACUGCAUUCCACACAAGUUGUCUGCGUUCAUGAACUGCGAGCAAAACCUUAUAUUAUUAAACAGGUAUACUGGGUAUUUUUUCAUUAGUUCUUCUCGUCUGCUAUUAACUAUCGCUUUUCUGCUCGUAAAACGAAACAUUAAUCAUUAAUGUACAUGUAGUUUGCAAGUGAAUCCUGACGAUACAGUUUAGUAACAUGACGGUAUAUUCCUCUCAGGAUCCUUUGGAAACCUGAAAAAAAGACAGCUGUGGUGUCUUCUUCCAGUUGUUGUUGCAAUUUAUAGUACUACAAACUGUCUCGCUUGUUAAAACCAUUGUAGAAAUCAAAACAAACAACCACUAUUCGCUUGCACAUUCGCGCCGAACUCACAUUUACUGGCCGCUUGGCGCGGUCGGCAACAAAAUCGAGGCGAAAUGUCGCGACUGUUAUGUUACUGUGGUAGACAAUUCAACAUUGUAACACCAGAUGACUCCCGAGUGCCACCAGAUUUAUCUGUAACCAGUGUCGAUACUCUUUUGUUUGUGUUCAUAUUGUUAUGUUUAUGCCCAGGGAUGUUGUAGCAUAGGGUCGAGGAAUAUGGAAAUGGUUUGAUGUACUGAACGACGUAGACUUAAAGAAUUUGCGUCCUCGGUGUCUUUUUCAGAAUGAACUUCGUUGUUGGCGGUAUCAACAGCUUGCGAUCCGUCGCAGCACCACUGUUAUCUGGUGCAGUUCAAACCUGCUCAAGGUCGAUGGCAAGUCUGCAGCAGAUGCACAGGACAGGACCUCACUUUAAAACACGACCACCUCGGCAGCCAUUGGACGGGAAACCAUUUGCAAAGGGUGUUGUGUUGAAGACACUCAUUAAGAAACCAAAGAAACCUAACUCAGCAAACAGAAAGUGUGUCCUUGUACGAUUAUCCACAGGGAAAGAGAUGGUUGCAUAUGUGCCAGGAGAAGGACACAAUCUGCAGGAGCACAAUAUAGUCCUCUGCAGAGUUGGCCGGCUCCAGGAUGUUCCCGGAGUGAAGAUCAAAUGUGUCAGGGGCAAAUACGACCUGUCACAUGUACUGAAGAAAUAAUUUCUUACUUGAUGCUUUUAGAUUGUGUGUUGAAGUUGACUUGUAUAAUACUUACUGGGUACCAUACAUUGUGGAACGUGUUUUCUGGGAAAUGUGUUUAUAGACUGUAAAUAGUCUGAGAGACAAACAAUAACUUCAACUCAGGCACCGUUUCGAAACACAUUUUACCUGCCAGCGGAGAACCUGUCUAAUAAAUUGAAGAGUAUCAAGAACUAAAUUGUAGACUUUUUUGAAUAAACGACAUCCUC